CUCACGAACUGCUUUCCCAGCGUAAUACUAAUUAAUUUCGGCAUCCCAUACACCUGCGAAGUUAACAAUGCCCAACCACUGAUUGGCUUGAACCUCUCCGCCUCGUACUACAACCCAACCCUCAAUCCUGGCUGGCCGGCGACUCUUGUCGAGGGAACCAAAAAAAUUACAUUCGUCUCUGAUCACGGUGGGCCUUCAGGACGUUGGGACUUGGUAUUCACAUCGUUUUCUGAGAAUGAAAAAAAACACGUUCCUCUGACGACCAAUAAGAGCAUGGACUUCAUGGACAUCGGUGCGACCGAGGCGAAUUUCAAAGUACUCUAUCCGUAUUACGGUAUGGGUGUAUCUUUUGCACCCAAUCUCCCGAGUGGCACCAUGGCUUCCGACUACAUGCUGGUCCGCUCUUUCAAUGACUGCCAGUACACCACUACAACCUGCACUGACUCUGUUGGGUGCUACAGAAUGCUGCCGUCUGCAGAGCUUCCCCCACCAGGCGAAUACAGGCUCUGUGUGACGUCAAAUGACUGGCAUUCCCAAUACCUUCCGUGGGGUGCGGAAUCUCUUGAAGUGAAGCUGCUGUUGAGCACGCCGCUGUACUUGACAGCUGGUAAGGACAGAAAUGUCGUGCUGCAGGAUGCGGAAUCUGUGGCCAGUAAACUGAACCGUGUGUUCCUGGUGCAGUGCCCUGGCAACAACUGCCCCCGUGUGGCUACUGGCAGUAGGGAAAAGGUGGUCCACCGCGAUGCGUGUGCUAACACCUCCGUCUCGUCG
This is a messenger RNA of Trypanosoma grayi, 771 nucleotides long. RefSeq lists its product as hypothetical. The record is from RefSeq and is a predicted model, not a curated record. NCBI's taxonomy places the organism in Eukaryota, Euglenozoa, Kinetoplastea, Trypanosomatida, Trypanosomatidae. The annotation marks the transcript as partial. The transcript has a single exon.